AUGCACUUCACGGCAGUCCUGAGCUACCAUGCCCAAUCCGAGGAUGUCUCCACGGGCAAGGUGUCGUUCGCCCCGGAGCCCACGCCCCUGCCGUCUGCAGACCUGCAGGCCCUGCGGAGCGCCCGUGACGCCGUCGCGAGCGUCAAGCAGCGCGUCGGGGCGGCGAUCAACUCCCUCACGUCGAUCUACACCCCGGGGAUGCCCCACGUCGGCGUCCUGGGCCAGAUGUGGCUCCCCGGGCCCCGCCUGGGCGCCACAGACUCGGGCCACCACUCCGAGCAGGGGACGAGCGCGCACGACAGCCGCGCGGGCGCGGACGACGAGGUCUUCCUCCACACGCGCGGCGCGCCGUUCUACGUCGCGGGCGAGGACGACAUGCUCACGCAGUUCCGCAUGUCGUGCGUGCGCACCGAGUACGCCGUGCAGGGGCCCGCGGUCGCCGUCGGCGAGGUCGGCCGCGUGUUCCUGCGCGCCGCGACCGAGUACACGAGCCACCUCGCGGGGUACACAGUCGCGAGCUACCGCCGCGUCGAGGAGGCGCGCCGGUGCGGCGUCCUGUCGGCGGUGCUCAUGCCCGUGUUCGACCCCACCGGCCUCGGCGGCGGCCCCGUCGCGGUCGUCGAGGUGGUCUCCAGCGACCCGACGAUCCGCCCGCAGGCGCUCGUGGCGCGCCUCGCGAGCUGCCUGGCCCAGGGCGGCCUCGGGGCGCCCAUGAACGACUACGGGCCCGGGCUGUGCUUCUUCCCGGGCCUCGGCGUGGUCCGGGAGUCGGACGCCACGAACAGCAACGAGGUCGGCCACAGCCUCGUCGGCUCCCGCGCGGGCGGCGCCAGCCGCGAGCGCCUCCCGUCGGACGGCAAGGAUGCGUCGAGGGAGGGGCGCGGCAGCGGCGGCGAGGACCCGGCGGGGGCGCACCCGGGGGGCGCGCCGAACGCGAGCAGCCCGAACGGCGGCGCGGGCGACGUGUGGGACCUCUACGGCGACGUGGGGCCGUCUGCGUCGGGCCGGCGGCGGCGGCGCUCCCCGACGGGGGACCUGAUGGCGCACGAGGCUGCCGAAGCGACCGGCCUCGGGCCCGGCGCCAACGCGAUGCUGGCGCGCAAGGCGCGCGUGACGCGCGACUUCAGCGUGAUGUCGGACCGCUCGGAGAGCUUCGGGAUCGGGGGCCGGGCGCUGUCGGUCUCGGAGAGCCUCAUGGCGGGCCUGGGGGGCAUCGCGCUGUCGCGGCAGUCCUCGGGGGGGGUCGAGUCGACGGGGGGCAUCUCCGCGCAGAUGAGCAUUCCCGAGAGCUGGCACCCGGGCGAGGACCCCGCGCUGGUUGGGGCGCGCGAAGUUCCCAUCAUGACCACCACCACGUCGCUGCGGCGGAACCUGCUCACGCGGAGGAUGCACGACGACGCCCCCGGUGACCUGGAGCUCGACGACGGAGCACGGGGCUCGGACGGGCAGCCCGCGGGGGUCGCCAGCGAGACGGCGACGCCCGGCACCGGCUCGCCCGCAUCGGGGCGUGGCUCGGGCGGCUCCAAGCGGCGCAGCCUGCGCCCGCGCACCCAGGCCGCGGCGCCCACGCCGCAGCCCGAGGCGGUUUCGGCGGACCAGCUGCGCGUGGAUUCGCUCGGGCGCCGGCAGGGCACGGGCCGCAAGCUGACGCUGGCCGACCUGGAGGCGCACUUCCACCUGGGGCUGAAGGAGGCCGCGGCGGACCUCGGGGUGUGCCCGACGACGCUGAAGCGCGCGUGCCGGCGGUUCGGCAUCGCGCGGUGGCCGCGGCGGCAGCACCUGGCCGCGAAGCAGGACGAGCUGAGGUCGCUGGCAACGGCGCUGGAGCCGCACAGCCCCAAGACGGGCGACCGCACGACGGACCAUGGCUUCGCGAAGGGCGACGUGCAGCGGAUGUCGUCGGGGCACCUGGUGUGGAACGCGCACGCCAGGGGGGCGGACAACGGCGUCGCGCUGCUGACUGGGUCGGGCAAACUGCAGGCUACGCACGGCUCCGGGGACGCAAACACCGCACGCGACUCGCUGACGGGGGCGGCGACGCGCAUGUCGCAGCCGGGGGCGCUGACGCGCUUCUCCCACCCCGGCGGCGACGCGGCCCUUCACGUGGCCCGCGCGUCCCAGCUAGGGGGCGACGCGGCGGGCGGCGCGCCGCUUGUUCAAGCUGCGUCGCACGACCUUCUCCGCGGAGUUUCCCUGGAACCCCCAGAGCCUGGCGCGCCCGGCGUGCCCGCGCCCGCGCCCGAUCCCGCGGAGCCGCCGCUGGAGAACAAGCCCUCGGCCGAGGGCCUCGGGGCGCUGCGGGGUCUUCGGUGGUCGCAGGAUGGCCAGGGGGGCGAGGACGACCUCUUCGCCGCCGUGGAUUUGGAGAUGCCGGACCUGCCCGUGCCCGAGGACUUGUGGGACGCUCUCAGGCGGGGGGACUGA
This is a messenger RNA of Pedinophyceae sp. YPF-701, 2424 nucleotides long. Lineage: Eukaryota; Viridiplantae; Chlorophyta; Pedinophyceae. The record is from the annotation of a GenBank genome assembly.